AUGAACGACUUUUUGGUCAGGUGCUUUCAGAGGGCAAACAUACCCACAAUUAAAGAACCCACGGGUCUUAUGGAGGAAGGUAGCCUCAGGCCGAUGGGUAUACUAUUUCACCAUAGGCGCAGGGACGUUCCCUUGCUUGGGAUGUUACGUUCCCUCACACCAUGGCUGAAAGGUACAUUAAUCUUACCUCACAGGAGGCGGGUGCCGCUGCCUUAUGAGCCGCAGACUUUAAAAAUUCAAAAUAUGCGGCUCUUGCAGAAAGCAAAAUUUUUCAGCCAGUCUGCAUUGAGACCUUUGGUCCAACCGAUGCUCAGACUCAGAGUUUUCUGA
Helobdella robusta is the source of this 330-nucleotide messenger RNA. RefSeq lists its product as hypothetical. The transcript has a single exon. The coding region runs from base 1 to 330 and encodes 109 amino acids. The record is from RefSeq and is a predicted model, not a curated record. Lineage: Eukaryota; Metazoa; Annelida; Clitellata; Rhynchobdellida; Glossiphoniidae.